This is a messenger RNA of Sesamum indicum (sesame), 1515 nucleotides long. RefSeq names its product large ribosomal subunit protein uL3. Gene Ontology annotation, molecular function: structural constituent of ribosome; RNA binding. Gene Ontology annotation, biological process: translation. Gene Ontology annotation, cellular component: cytosolic large ribosomal subunit; ribosome. Lineage: Eukaryota; Viridiplantae; Streptophyta; Magnoliopsida; Lamiales; Pedaliaceae. The record is from RefSeq and is a predicted model, not a curated record.
UUCCCGUAGCACUACUAUUUCACGGAUUUGCGUUAAAUGGUGGUCUCAGUUUCGUAUAAUUCGGUUUGUCUGGAUGAUCGACGAGAUUUAGCUUGUAAUGCGUGAUUCGUUUAGAAGUCUCUGUGUUGGAAGUACAGUGAUUGAAGGAGGUGGAAGAUGUCGCACAGGAAGUUUGAGCACCCAAGGCACGGAUCGCUCGGUUUCCUCCCGAGGAAGAGGGCUGCUCGCCACAGGGGAAAGGUUAAGGCUUUCCCCAAGGAUGAUCCGACCAAGCCCUGCAAGUUGACAGCCUUCUUGGGUUACAAGGCUGGAAUGACCCACAUUGUCAGAGAAGUCGAGAAACCUGGAUCAAAACUUCACAAGAAGGAGACUUGUGAGGCUGUUACUAUCAUUGAAACACCUCCAAUGGUUAUUGUUGGUGUGGUUGGGUAUGUGAAGACUCCUCGUGGUCUUCGUUGCCUCAACACAGUUUGGGCUCAGCAUCUGAGUGAGGAGGUAAAGAGGAGGUUUUACAAGAACUGGUUCAAGUCUAAGAAGAAGGCCUUCACCAAGUACUCAAAGAAGCUGGAGACUGAUGAGGGGAAGAAGGAUAUCCAGGCCCAGCUGGAGAAAUUGAAAAAAUAUGCAUCUGUUAUCCGUGUGCUGGCUCACACGCAGAUAAGGAAGAUGAAGGGACUGAAACAAAAGAAGGCACACUUGAUGGAGAUUCAAGUGAAUGGUGGGACUAUUGCCCAGAAGGUUGACUUUGCUUAUGGUUUCUUUGAGAAACAGGUCCCUGUGGAUGCUGUUUUCCAGAAGGAUGAGAUGAUUGACAUAAUUGGUGUUACCAAGGGGAAAGGUUAUGAAGGUGUGGUUACACGUUGGGGUGUCACUCGUCUUCCUCGCAAAACCCACAGGGGUCUUCGUAAGGUGGCCUGUAUUGGUGCAUGGCACCCUGCUAGAGUUUCCUUUACAGUCGCUAGGGCUGGUCAGAAUGGCUACCAUCACCGUACUGAAAUGAACAAGAAGGUCUACAAGCUUGGCAAGGCUGGGAAUGAAGAACACACUGCCAGUACUGAGUUUGACAGGACUGAGAAAGAUAUUACACCAAUGGGUGGAUUCCCCCACUAUGGUGUAGUAAAGGAUGAUUACCUGAUGAUCAAGGGUUGCUGUGUUGGUCCUAAGAAAAGGGUUGUAACCCUUCGUCAGUCUCUCCUGAACCAGACUUCUCGUGUUGCUCUUGAAGAAAUUAAGCUCAAGUUCAUCGAUACCUCAUCCAAAUUUGGACAUGGCCGCUUCCAGACAACCCAGGAGAAGCAGAAGUUCUACGGUCGUCUCAAGGCGUAGGAGUUCACUUAGAAGAAUAUGGGAUACUAGUUUUUAUUGCUUAAAUCAUUUUUGCAUGAGUCUUAGACAGCUAAGUUUUAUUAUGGACUGGGUUCUUCUUUAUGGUUGAAGUUUUCCAACUUGUAUGCUGGUUUUGAAAGUUAUGUGACAUGGUUUCGUUGCCAAUGGACUACAGCAUGAAUUUUGUUU